AUGCACUCACCGUAUUCUCCUACUAAAGAGGAGGAGCAAGUAUCAAGGAGGAACAAAAAGAGGGCACAUGAAGUUUUGUUGACUCCACCCGAUUUCGCCACCACCACAACCACAACCACUAAUUCUCGUCAAUUUUCUAAUACACCAGAGUUUUUAUCGUCCCCAUCGUCUCCUUUGUCUUUGGCAUCACCGAACCAACACAAAUACUACAAUGCUAACUUGAGUAAGGCCCAAUUCAACUCAAUCUUGGUCACCUGCGCUGCCAAUUUACUCAAAAUCUUGUACACAAAAGAUACUACCACCACCACUACAAAAGUCAAACAAGUUGAAACAAAAGCAUUUAUAAUUGAAGUGUUACGAAGAUCAAGAACUUCCAUUCAAUCAUUGCAAUUAACUUGUUUCUAUAUUUACAAAUUGAUCUGUUCACUGUGCGUUAUUAAAUUGAGCGCCCACAAACUAUUCCUCGGACUAAUCAUAAUUGCAUCAAAAUUUAAUCAAGAUUACAACUACUCGUUAAAAUCAUGGUGUAAAAUCUGUGGUGUUGAUGGUGAAGAGAGGAAAAAUGUUCAACAAUUACGUGAGAUUGAAAUCUCGUUAUUGAAAUCCUUAAACUAUGAACUUGUAUUGCAAAGCGAAAAGUAUGACAAUUGGUGUAAUAUUUUAUUGAUAUUUGGUUACGACUUUAUCAAAAGACAACUCAUUUGGGAUUCUACAAACAGCGAAAUCGUAUGGGACUUGGAGGUGAGUAGUAAUACAAGUAAGAUUACAAAAUGGUUCAAGUUUUUCAAAGAUUUAAAUAUUGAUAAUUUGAAUCUCCUCAAGAUUAGUUUUGAAAGUUAUUUCAAAAGCCAAAUGAACCAAAAGGUUUUUGUUGUUGAACAUCGUCUCCUGUUGGGCAAUAGGAAGAGAUGCAUGCAAAAUGAUGCUACUUUGAUAUUUGAACAACCAGAAGCUAAAAAAGUUAAGGUCUAA
Molecule: messenger RNA, 972 nt
Organism: Lodderomyces oxycetoniae
Lineage: Eukaryota; Fungi; Ascomycota; Pichiomycetes; Serinales; Debaryomycetaceae
Gene: PCL5
Product: Pcl5p
Exons: 1
Coding region: 1-972 (323 amino acids)
Biological process (GO): regulation of cyclin-dependent protein serine/threonine kinase activity
Cellular component (GO): cyclin-dependent protein kinase holoenzyme complex; nucleus
Molecular function (GO): protein kinase binding; cyclin-dependent protein serine/threonine kinase regulator activity
Source: RefSeq, a predicted model, not a curated record